AUGCCUAACCUGCCCAACCUCGGCACCCUGGGCCGGAUCUGCGGCUCCAGCCGCAGCGACGAGACCAUCGUGUUGGACCGCGUCAAGCGCAAGAACUCGGUGAGGCGCAUGUCAAUCAUCGAGGACGGAGAGCUGUCCGAGGUCCUCUACCUGAUUCCCAAGCAGUACAUGAUGGAGCAGCUUCCUUUCCUGAACCCCAACGACUACAUGCUGUGCGAGAAGAUGGUGGGCAUACCGCCAGAGCUGUCACUAAUGACCCCUGUGGCCCACACUUAUGACCCACACGCCGCCUUCCCCCCGCCUCAGAAACUGUCCAUCCCGUGUCAUAGAUGUGGGGAACCCUGCAAGGGAGAGGUGCUGCGAGUCCAGACCAAACACUUCCACAUAAAGUGCUUUACUUGCAAGGUGUGCGGCUGUGACCUUGCUCAGGCGGGGUUUUUCUUGAAAAAUGGUGAACACCUUUGCGCGGUGGACUACCAGCGGCUCCACGGGACACGCUGUCACACCUGUGGGGAGUUUGUGGAGGGGGAAGUGGUCACGGCUCUGGGGAAGGCCUACCACCCGGCCUGCUUCGUCUGCACCCGCUGCAAACGACCAUUUCCCACUGGGGAUCGCGUCACCUUCAGCAGGAAAGACAGUCUGUGCCAGCGCUGCGUCCAGCCAACACCGCCCACGCCAAAGGACACCGGCAGCUCUCACAACUGCAGGGGCUGUGAUAGGGAGAUCAUAAAUGGUCAGGCCCUGCUGGCCCUGGGGGGACGUUGGCACCUCGGCUGCUUCAAGUGCAAAACCUGCAGCAAAGUUCUGAGUGGAGAAUACAUCAGCAAAGCCGGCGUUCCGUACUGUGAGAGAGACUACCAGGUCCAGUUUGGGAUUCAGUGUGAUUUGUGCUUAAAGUUUAUUACCGGAAAAGUCCUUGAGGCAGGUGACAAACACUAUCAUCCGAGCUGCGCACGAUGCAGCCAAUGCGACCGAAUGUUCGCCGAGGGGGAGGAGAUGUACCUGCAAGGCUCGACGAUGUGGCAUCCAGACUGCAGGACCAGCAGCCGGGCGGAGGAGAGGCACGGGCUCACCAGGUCUUCCACAGAGAGCCUCUGCUCCAGACCAGGUUCAAGUGUUCCAGGGUCACCUGGUAGCACUAUCUAUGCAAAAGUAGACAAUGAAAUCAUUGACUACCGCGAGUUAGCCGCCCUUCCCAGAGUCAAGGCUAUAUUGGACAUAGAGCGUCCUGAUAUGAUGUCUUAUGGGUGUGUGAACGACAGCUCCUCCGUAUUGGACAACAAAGGGAGCAGACAGGACAGGCGAAGCCCCACAGAGUCAGCAGGGAACUUAUCUCCUGCCCAGCCUACAGAGGUGCCGAAUGACACAAGUAAGUGCCUGAUGCACAGAUCCAGGAGCCAGGGGUCUGAGGCGUCUCCUGCCGUGUACAACCGCCACAGCUACACUCCCAACGUGUUGUCGUCACCACAACACUUCCACCGACCAGAUCAGAGCAUCAACAUGUACAGGAGGCCUCCGAUAUACAAACAACACGAUUCAGCUGCCAACUUCACCCAGAGCAAGUCCACCGGUGACAUCAUCACAUUGGCCAAGUUCCCCACCGCCUGCACUGUGACGCUGGACGCAGACCCACAGACAGUGAUGGACGCCUGGCCCCGUCCUCCUUCUGCCACAGCGUUUGGCUUGGUGGGGAGGACCCGGUCCCCGCAUGCAGGGGAAGACCACUGGAAAUGUCGACAAAUGCACGAGGAGCAUCUCACCAAGAUUUCCUCUGUUCUGGGAAAACUGAUCAUGAGGGAGGACGAGGAGAAAGCGGUGAACAGGGAACGCUGCUCCUGCAUGGGGUUUGAUCAGUCCUCACACUCCAUCCACACGACAGAUCCAAAUUUCUCCCCAACCAAAACCACCCCCUCGCCGGUAUACGGCCUCCUUCAGCCCCAGUUCACCCAGUACACCCAGUACAAGAGCCACGGGGACCUGAGUGAUGGCGUCAAAGAUUUUAAGCACACCAGUGACGAGCAGCUCCUGUUAACACGAACAGACAGAGGAGGGUCCAUGCCCAAUCUGCUGGAGCCAAAAGUGUACCCGUACCACAUGCUCAUCGUCCCCAGCCGAGGACAUGCAAAACUUCCGAAGGCCGUUGACCGAACGAGACUGGAGCGCCACCUGGCUCCCGAUUCCUUCUUUGAGAUCUUUGGCAUGGACCUGCAGGACUUUGACAAACUCCCACUUUGGAAACGCAAUGACAUGAAGAAGAAAGCCAGGCUUUUCUAG
This is a messenger RNA of Lampris incognitus (smalleye Pacific opah), 2274 nucleotides long. Its product is annotated as actin-binding LIM protein 1-like. Bases 1 to 2274 code for a protein of 757 amino acids. Gene Ontology annotation, cellular component: actin cytoskeleton; stress fiber. The transcript has 23 exons. Gene Ontology annotation, biological process: lamellipodium assembly; cilium assembly; cytoskeleton organization. Gene Ontology annotation, molecular function: actin filament binding. The record is from RefSeq and is a predicted model, not a curated record. NCBI's taxonomy places the organism in Eukaryota, Metazoa, Chordata, Actinopteri, Lampriformes, Lampridae.